Messenger RNA from Mesocricetus auratus (golden hamster), 606 nucleotides. RefSeq names its product ribosomal protein L32 (gene Rpl32). Gene Ontology annotation, cellular component: ribosome; cytosolic large ribosomal subunit. Lineage: Eukaryota; Metazoa; Chordata; Mammalia; Rodentia; Cricetidae. Gene Ontology annotation, molecular function: structural constituent of ribosome. The coding region runs from base 148 to 555 and encodes 135 amino acids. The record is from RefSeq and is a predicted model, not a curated record. The transcript is spliced from 4 exons. Gene Ontology annotation, biological process: translation.
AGGUUCCUUUGGAGGACCCAGAGCCGGAAGUGCUUCACUUUUCCCUACCAGGACCUGAGGCUCCUUUCCAUCAUCCCUUGCGCGCCCCGCCCCUUCCUUCUUCCUCGGCGCUACCUGCGAGGUGGCUGCCAUCUCUUUCGCGGCAUCAUGGCUGCCCUCCGCCCUCUGGUGAAGCCCAAGAUCGUCAAGAAGAGGACUAAGAAGUUCAUCCGGCACCAGUCAGACCGAUAUGUCAAAAUUAAGCGAAACUGGCGGAAACCCAGAGGUAUUGACAACAGGGUUCGGAGAAGAUUCAAGGGCCAGAUCCUGAUGCCCAACAUUGGUUACGGGAGCAACAAGAAAACUAAGCACAUGCUGCCUAGCGGCUUCCGGAAGUUUCUGGUUCACAACGUCAAGGAGCUGGAAGUGCUGCUGAUGUGCAACAAAUCUUACUGUGCUGAGAUUGCUCACAAUGUUUCCUCCAAGAACCGAAAAUCCAUCGUAGAAAGAGCAGCCCAGCUGGCCAUCAGAAUCACCAAUCCCAACGCCAGGCUUCGCAGUGAAGAAAAUGAGUAGAUGGCUGGUGUGCAUGUUUUAUUUGCAUUUAAAUAAAACCACAAAAACUGA